UGCUGAGUUUCGGAGGGGAAACACCGGGACCCCCGGGGGAGCGGCAGCAGGACGGCGGCGGGGUCAGUGGGUGACGGGGACACGCGGAGCGCCGCGGCUCUGGGUCAUCGGCUGACGGGGGCGCGGGGGUCACCGGGGCUGGCGGCAGCAGAGCCUCAGGGACACCGAGAGCCCCCGCGGCACGGGAGCCUUGGCCCGAGGCCGGUGGGUGCCCCUCGGGACGCGGUGCCCCCGCCCGUGUUUAGUCUGGGCGGGAGAAUGCGGGGGGUGACCUUGGACCCUGUCCGGGAGCUGGGCGGUGACGUGUCCCGGGCCGGUGGCGGCCGCGGCGCUGCCCUCUCACCUCCUUCCCCACCGGGAUACCCGGCUCUGCCGCCGCUGACGGACCCCGGCCCGGCUCGGCCUCCCCCGGCCCCCGGCGGGCAGGCCCGGGCAGGCUGUGCCAGGGUGCCAGGAGGGCUCAGCCUAAUCCCCCCAGGCAUUCCGCAGGCGAGCAUUCCAGCGGGGAUCACGGUGGGCACAGUGCCACCCGCAGUCCAGCCCCGUCCUCCCUGCACCCCUAACGCUGCCCCGCCGGGAUGGGGGGUCCCCUGCAGCCUGUACCCCGUCCCUGGCUGGGAGGGGAUCCUCCACAGCAUCCCCUGCUCCUUGGCACCCGCUGCUCCGGGCCCCCCGCAGUCCCUGCAUGCCUGGGGAGGCAGAGGGGGGGGGUCUACCCGGCCACCCCCUCCUGCUGCACAGGGGGCAGAGCUCGGGGGGCCCCUGUGAUCGAGGCAGGGGUGCCAGAGCCAGCGAGUGCUCAGGUGUUUGCUCCACCUGGCUGGUGCCCGGAGCCCCUCAGGCUGCCAGCCCCCCUCUGUCCGUCUGUCCAUCCCUGGCCGUGUGGGGCGUGUGGUGUGGGGGUCACCCUGCCCAGCCUCUGCCCUCAGGGAUGAGAGUGUGGGAGCUCCUCCUGCCCCUCCUCGCCGGUGCAGACCGGGCUCUGCUGUGCCCUCCCCCGCCCCAUCGGCCGGUCCUGCCGCGGGGGCUGCGCUGUGCCGGCCCCGGAGCGCCGGGCUGGCGCCAGGGCCGGGCGGGGGGCGGGCUGGGCUGGGCUCUCGCACCGGGGGCGGCUCUGCCGGGGCUGAGCAGUGUCGGUGCGGUUGGGCCGGGCUGGGUUUGGCGGGGCUGUCCUGCUCCGGGGGCAGCCGUGCUGGGCUUGGCUCCGGUGGGACCGGCACUGCCGCGCUCAGGGCUGUCCUGCUCCCGGGGCGGCUGGGUGGGGUUUGGUCUGGUGGGACCGGCACUACCAGUAUCGGGGCUGUCCUGCUCUGGGGGUGGCUGUGUUGGGUUUGGCUCCUGUGGGAUCAGAGAUGUCCUGCUCUGGGGGUGGCUGUGUUGGGUUUGGCUCCUGUGGGAUCAGAGAUGUCCUGCUCUGGGGGUGGCUGUGUUGGGUUUGGCUCCUGUGGGAUCAGAGAUGUCCUGCUCUGGGGGUGGCUGUGUUGGGUUUGGCUCCUGUGGGAUCAGAGCUGGCCUGCUGUGGGGGCGGCCCUGUUGGGUUUGGCUGGUUCUGCCGGGGCUGGCGGGGCCGGUGCCGCGGGGGCCUGGGUGCGACUGUUUUCACAGCCGUGGCCUCGGUGCUCUUUGGAGAUGCUUGGGUUCCCCUCGGCGGGGCAGGUGGGGCAGCCCAGGGGUGGCCAAGCCCAGCCCAGAGGGAGGAGAAAGAGGAGGAGGAGGAGGGUCUGACCAAGUCCCCCCCUCACUGGGUCCUUGAGGCCAAGACAGAGCGAGCGAAGGUCCCUGCGGUGCUGACACGUCCUUCUCGCAGCUGCCAGCGCCGGGCGAUGCCGGCCAGGACGCGCUGCCGGGGCGGCUGCCGGGGCUCGGGGUGCCCAUGAGGCCGGCGGGGCGCGGGUGGCCGGGCAGCGGUGGCGCUGGCAGGGCGGCAGCACAGGGACACGCUCACUAUGGAGUUCACCACCAUCGACUACACCAUCUUCGUGCUGCUGCUGGUGCUGUCAACGGCCAUCGGGCUGUUCUACGCGCUGAGCGGCGACCGGCAGCGCACGGUGCAGGAGUUCCUGCUGGCCAACCGUGACAUGGGCUGCCUGCCCGUCGCCCUGUCCCUGCUGGCCACCUUCCAGUCGGCCGUGGCCAUCCUGGGCGUGCCCGCCGAGAUCUACCGCUUCGGCACCGAGUACUGGUUCCUCGGCUGCUCCUACUUCCUGGGGCUGCUCAUCCCGGCGCACGUCUUCAUCCCCGUCUUCUACCGCCUGCGCAUCACCAGCACCUACGAGUAUCUGGAGCUGCGCUUCAACAAGACGGUGCGAGUGCUGGGCACCGUCACCUUCAUCUUCCAGAUGGUCAUCUACAUGGGCGUGGUGCUCUACGCGCCCGCGCUGGCCCUCAAUGCAGUGACGGGCUUUGACCUCUGGAGCGCAGUGCUGACCAUGGGGCUGGUCUGCACCCUCUACACUACACUGGGCGGGCUGAAGGCUGUCAUCUGGACAGACGUGUUCCAGACGCUGGUGAUGCUGGCAGGCCAGCUGGCUGUCAUCGUGGUGGGCGCGCAGCACGUGGGCGGCAUGGCCCGUGUCUGGCACGUGGCUGAGCAGGAGGGCAAGAUCUCUGGCAUCGACCUGGACCCCAACCCCCUGGAGCGCCACACCUUCUGGACCCUGGCCAUGGGCGGGGUGUUCAUGAUGCUGUCGCUGUACGGGGUGAACCAGGCGCAGGUGCAGCGCUACCUCAGUGCCCGCAGUGAGCGGGAGGCCAAACUCUCCUGCUACGCCGUGUUCCCCUGCCAGCAGAUCGUGCUCUGCCUCAGCUGCCUCACGGGCCUCGUCAUGUUCGUCUACGACCGGGAGCACUCGCUGACCCCACGCCCUGCCUCCUCUGACCAGCUGGUGCUGUUCUUCGUGAUGGACGUGCUGCGGGACCUGCCAGGGCUGCCCGGGCUCUUCGUCGCUUGCCUCUUCAGCGGCUGCCUCAGCACCAUCUCCUCCGCCUUCAACUCACUGGCCACGGUGACCAUGGAGGACCUGGUGCGGCCGCACCUCCCUGGGCUGUCGGAGUCACGGGCCACGCUGCUCUCCAAGCUGCUGGCUCUCGGUUACGGGCUGCUGUGCCUGGGCAUGGCGUACGUGUCCUCCAUGCUGGGACCUGUGCUGCAGGCGGCCAUCAGCAUCUUCGGCAUGGUGGGGGGCCCCCUCCUGGGGCUCUUCUGCCUCGGCAUGUUCUUCCCCUGCGCCAACCCCACGGGAGCUGCCUUGGGGCUGGUGGCCGGGCUGGCCAUGGCCUUCUGGGUGGGCAUCGGCGGCCUCCUGAAGAACAUGAGGCAGGCUGGGGGGGCCUCCCCCAUGCCCAACAGCACAGCGCUGCCGACUGUGGGCAACCUCACCUCCAUCCUGGCUACCACUCUGCUGCCCCCCACGCCGAGCCCCACGGGGCUGCAGCGAUUCUACAGCCUGUCCUACAUGUGGUACAGCGCCCACAACUCCACCACGGUCAUCGUGGUGGGGGUCCUUGUCAGCCUGCUCACUGGCCCCACGCCACCAGAGGCCCUGGACCCCCGCACCAUCUCCCCCGUGGUGCCCCGGCUGCUCUGCUGCCUGUCCCCCAAAAUCCGGCAGCGGCUCUGCUGUGGGGGGGGAGACCCUGCCCAGACCCCUGGCCAUGCAGAUGCCACAGAGAAGAGCAAUGGGAUUCCCAACGGCCUGGCCCCCCCCGGCCCCGGGCAGCGGGAGGAGGAGGAGGAGGAAGGACAGGGGUACAUCCGCAGUGCCACGGCCCCCUCCUACGCCGUGCAGGAAACCUCCUUCUGACCCCCUGGCGUGGGGAUCUUGGCCACCCCCCAGGCCGGGGGGCUCAAAGCCCCAGAGGGGCACCCACAGACGGUUAGGGAGUGCCAAAUAGUGGGGUGUGGGGUCCCUGGUGGGGGGCCAGUGGGCUGCCCCCCAGGGGGGCUCUGGGACCAUGUCUGGGGGGUGUCAGAGCGGUGCCCCCCACGCAGGUCGGGAUGCUGCCCAGUGCCCCUGGCCUGGCCAUGUGCCUUACACACUGCUCUGCUCUGGGGGCUGCCUGGACCCCUCGGGGUGCAGAGCACACCCCCCAAGGCCCUGUCAAUCGUCUCUGUGUUCAACGUCCCCCCAAUAAAUGGUUCUGGAGCACA
Molecule: messenger RNA, 4150 nt
Organism: Pseudopipra pipra
Lineage: Eukaryota; Metazoa; Chordata; Aves; Passeriformes; Pipridae
Gene: SLC5A6
Product: solute carrier family 5 member 6
Exons: 15
Coding region: 1947-3803 (618 amino acids)
Biological process (GO): sodium ion transport; biotin transport; pantothenate transmembrane transport
Cellular component (GO): membrane
Molecular function (GO): sodium-dependent multivitamin transmembrane transporter activity
Source: RefSeq, a predicted model, not a curated record